GACUGUCUGCCCCCGCCCAUAGUCUCCAGUUAGCGGGGACAGUAGCAGCAUUCUGGUCUUUGUACCACUGUAGCGAGCUGAGCUGAGGUUUAUGGUUAACCCCUGAAGAUGUUUGCAAAGGCAACCAGCAGUUUUGUAAAACAGAUUGAAAGCGGUGGUGACCUGAUCCCUGUUAGCAGCCUGAAUGAUUCUGAUAAACUGCAGCUUCUAAGCCUGGUAACAAAGAGGAAGAAGGGGUGGUUCUGGCAGAAACCAAAAUAUUAUCCUUCUUCAUUUAGCCUUCAAGACAUAUUGACUGGUGAUACUCCCAUCAAAGCUGCUGUCACUGAAUCUGACUUUCUCAAGUAUGAAGGAAAAUUUGGAGACAUAGUGGAGGCGGGUACGGGAGCUGAGAUUGCUAAUUUAAGCUUCAGCCUGGAAGGUCAGGACUCGGUGGCACUAGAAUCUUCCUUUGGAAACCUGAAGAAACAAGAAUUUGAUUUGCAUCAGCUUUUGAAAAUAGCUGAGAAAAGGGUUCUAGAUUUGGAUCACUCAUUUGUCCAGCAAACUUGUGAACAAAGAAAUGAAAUUUUGUGUGUAGUAAAUGAAAAGAUUAUCACAUCCCAAAAGUGCUCCAUUUCUGAACAUUUGCAGAUUGAAGAAAAGUGUGGUGGCACACUGGGACUUAAAACAAAAAUAUUGAAGGUUGCAGCUACUGAUGAUGGUACUAUCACCGAGGAUACUGAGGUUGUGUUGGAGAUCCCACCUCGCACUGUUAUUGCAUACAGUGUCACAGAACUUUUUAUAAACCAGAAUGGGCAGUUUGAGCUAUGCCUGCUUUCAGACAAAUGUGGAGGCUUUGAUAAAGUCCUACUUGGCAAAAAUAAAGAAGCGUUUCACAGCACAGUGUGCUCCUCCUUGACCUGUGUUGAUGGAGCAAAUAAAAGCCAGGAGUGUGUGGUCAUGAUGGAUGUCCCUAGUGAAACUUCACUAAGUGUUUUAAAACCAGCUAUUGAAGAGGCUAAGCACCAGUUCCAGCCAUUCAGUGAACUUUCAGAGGAAAAGUGUCAACAACUAUUUAAAUUUUACUGUGAGUUCUUGUACCAUGAAGAUGUGAUUUCCCUUCUUGAAAAUAUUCUGGAUAAACUUUCUUCAGCGGAGCAGCCAAAUCUAAUGGGAUUACAAGAGCUGGAGUCAACACAGGCACAAAAAGUUAAAGUUCUGCUGCACAUUUUAGGCUACGACUGCGCAGGUGAUGAUGGCUCUUCAAAGAACAAAGAUGCUACAAGACCUGAGCUUUUUACAGCUGCAUUCUGCCUUUUUAGUGCUUUAGAUGGCAUGUCUGAAGAAAGUCUUGCAGUUUUGGGUAUUUGCUGUGAAAUUCAAAUUCUCCCAAUAUUGCUUUAUUUGAUUAAUCACACCCCUGAUGACGGAAUGUUUCCUGUUGAUAAUCCAGACCUCCUGCUCUUAAAUGAAGAGGAUAACUUUUACAUAGCUGAACGUCUAUUUGCUUUAUCAAAUGUUUGCCUUGAAAAGAAAGAAUCAGCCAUCAAACUUGUGACUGGUAAACAGCCUGGAAUGCUUCCGGUGUGUCUCUGCAUAGUUCUGCAGGGAUUUGCUACCCUAAGUGGGAUCAAAAGAGGAGCAUAAAUAAUCCAAAUCUGCAGGCUUGAAUGUGGUUUAAAAGAAAUUUGAGCCUAAUUUAUUGUUUUAAUAAUUCAGUAACAUUUAAUACAGUUGAUGCAUUGUAAAAAUGACUGAUUAAUAUUUCAUGAAGGAACUAGGUGGAAAGAUCACAAAAGAGUUGUGAAUUCUAGCCAGUGUCAAAAUGAGAUAUGCCGUGUCCCAUUAGUUUAUAUAAUAUAUCCUAUCCUGUAAAAAAAAAAUUACAGAAGAGAAAUGUGUGAACUAUAUGGUAUCAGGAAUUGUAGAUUAGCUCUGUAGAAUUGUCUUCUUGGAGAGAUUGAAACUUGUCUGUUGGCGAGAGACACUAUUACUAGCUCCUACCAGAAAAGUUUGCCUAAUUUUGCAUUCAAGUGCACUCAAAAACACGGUGAUCAUUUGACAUCAAAAGAUAUAACUUAGAAUGAGUUUUUCAUCAGUCAGCAGCACUCCUUGCCAUCUUUUGACAACAAAUGUGAUCAUUGGGCAUCAAAAAUGAUCAGCAACUCAAUGCAUUGUAGAACACAAGGAAAUCAAUUACUUAAGUAUCUGAAUUUAUUAAAUUUUUCAUUUUGUCAAAAAAA
This is a messenger RNA of Carcharodon carcharias (great white shark), 2225 nucleotides long. It is a transcript of the gene gsdmeb, whose product is annotated as gasdermin Eb. Gene Ontology annotation, cellular component: cytoplasm. The transcript has 10 exons. Gene Ontology annotation, biological process: programmed cell death. Lineage: Eukaryota; Metazoa; Chordata; Chondrichthyes; Lamniformes; Lamnidae. Bases 109 to 1629 code for a protein of 506 amino acids. The record is from RefSeq and is a predicted model, not a curated record.